Molecule: messenger RNA, 768 nt
Organism: Aspergillus niger
Lineage: Eukaryota; Fungi; Ascomycota; Eurotiomycetes; Eurotiales; Aspergillaceae
Exons: 4
Coding region: 1-768 (255 amino acids)
Source: RefSeq, a predicted model, not a curated record
AUGAGUACUUACCUUGUCACCGGCGCCUCUCGUGGCAUUGGACUCGAAUUGGUUCGUCAGUUGGCCGCCAAAACAAGCGAAACUGUUCAGACUAUCUCCGCUGCUGCCAGGACUUCUGGAGGCCCUCUUUUUCAGGAGCUCUUGCAACAGCACCCGGAUCGGGUAAUCUUCGUGCCUCUGGAUGUCACAGAGAAAGAGAGUGUCAAGAACGCCGUGACACAUGUUGCGACUGCCCUCAAUGGAAAAGGCCUGGAUGUGCUAAUCAACAACGCGGGUGUAAUGACGCCUGGCACUGUUGAGAAUAUGGACGAUUUAGAAGAUACACUCCGCGUCAAUGUGGGAGGGGUUCAUCUUGUCACAAGAGAAUUCCUCCCCCUUCUAAGAAACGGAAAUAAGAAAAGAAUCGUCAAUAUCUUCCUAUUCAGCUCGACAAGUGUAGGCUCUAUCCAGUUGCAGCCAACAUAUAGAGCGAUGCCUACACCCUCCUACAAAAUCUCGAAAGCUGCAUUGAACAUGCUCACCGUACUCUACUCCCAAGAGUUGGAGGCUGAGGGUUUCACCGUAUUCUGUGUGAGCCCUGGUUGGCUGAAGACCGAUAUGGGAAGCGAUGAUGCGGAUCUUCCAGUCGACACUGGCGUUUCCGCUGUUCUGGAUGCUGUUCUCACCACCGGCAAAGAAAAGAAUGGACGAUUUCUCAAUAUCCUCGUACCGGGAUGGGAAAAUAACCCAGGUAUGAACCAGUACGAUGGGAAGGAGUUGCCGUGGUAA